UCAUUGGUGUUCUCAUUCGCUUUUGUGUUUUUGCUUUGUAAUGUAAAGUUAGUUGUAAAAUGCGUGUUUGUAAAAUUUUGUAACAUACAUACACAUAUAUGUAUAUGUACAGCGGUUUAGCUGUAAAAAAAUCAAACGUAGAAGCAGAUUUUCAUUUGAUUGACUCCGGAAGAAAAGGAAAUAGUUGAAGAUGGGUUCGGGAAUGCCUGAGAUAGGUAGUCGAAUUAGUUUAAUAUCGAAAGCGGACAUACGUUACGAAGGCAAGUUGUAUUCUGUGGAUCCGGAAGAAUGCACAAUAGCGUUAUCUAGCGUUAGAUCGUACGGUACAGAAGACCGCAAAACGACGUACCCGGUGCCGGCGCAAAAUCAAGUAUAUGAUUAUAUAUUAUUUAGAGGUUCCGAUAUCAAAGAUAUACGAGUUUUGACUACGACUAUCCCAAAUGAUCCGGCAAUCGUACAACUAUCAGUUCCUCCUUCUAUUAACGAAUUACAAUUCCAAUCACAAUCCGGCUACCCUCCUCCUUCGAUUGGUUCGAUGACGAUGCCAAAUGUUGUCCCUGGCCCAUCUAGAGGACAACCGGCUAACGAUUUUCAAACCGUCGCUGGUUUCACGACGCCGGCCGCCGGUACCAAUAUAACGCACUCUAUUCCUAAACCUCAACCAGUACCUAAUAUCUCCGAAGACGGAUCCAGAUCUUCUACGCCGUCUACGCAAAACGCUGUUCAACAUAAAAACUCCACCGAUUCGAAUCGUCAGCCGAAUGCCUCCAAAUCCGACGAACAAAACCAACGUCGACCGGGCGGCUACCAACAGCGUGAUAACCGAUCUAAUCAACAGAAUCGAUACCAACAACAGCAGAAACCUCAAUAUCAACAGCGUUAUCCGCAACACCAACAACAGCACCAGCAGCAGCAACAACAACAUCAUCGUUAUCAGCAACAAAAUCAACGAUAUCCGCAACAACAACGUUAUAUGCAGCCUCAAUACCGCGAUUACAGAGAUUCGAAUAAUCAAUACAGAGAUUCGAAUAAUCAGUACAGGAAUCAAAACGAUUAUAGAGAUCAAUACGCUAAUCGUCAGUAUCCGAAAUGGAAUAAUCAACGCACAGGUCAGCAAUCGAAUCAACAACAACAGAAUUAUCAAUCGGCUGCGUACCAAAAUCAUAAACCUAAAAAUACGUUGAAAUUCGAGAACGAUUUCGAUUUCGAGCAAGCUAACUCGCAAUUCGAAGAAGUUAAAUCGAAAUUGGCCAGUGUAAAGAUCGACGAUAGUGUAAAACUGAACGGUGACGUUGAAGCUAAGAAAGAGGACAGCGGUAACGAGGUUAGCGGCGGCGAAGAAAACGAACCAGAUAAAGAAGACAACCCUAUAUUCUACGAUAAAGUGAAAUCAUUCUUCGAUCAAAUCAGUUACGAAGCUAUCGAAAGGAGUAAAGGACAUACGCAGCGUUUAGAUUGGAAAACCGAAAGGAAAAUUAAUUCCGAAACAUUCGGCGCCGUCGCCCUAAGACGUAAUAAUAAUUACCGAGGACCGCGUCCUGGCGGAAAUUACUACAAUAAUUAUCAAUCUAAUAACUAUCAUCAUCAAGGUAAUAAUUACCAAAACCGAAAUCCAGCUAUGGCUCAUAAGUUCAGGGGCGGAUUUAGGCAAAAAACACCUCAAACUCGUAGACCGUAUAACGAAGUUAGAGUUGACGAUGACUCGAAAGGUAAUCAAUCGGCGUAAUUCUUCGUAGAUAUUCCUCUCUGUGUCACUUUUUUAAAAAUCGUUUACUUCUACGACGAAAAGAAGAGAAUUUUUUAUUUUCGAUUUUUUUUUCUAAGCUACUUUUUUAUGUUUUACCGACAUUCAUUGUAUUUAAUUUUCGGUCUAACGUGAUCUUGUGCGGACGUAUUUAUGAUGUGAAGAUGUUUAAACUUGAUAUCGAUUUGUCAUCUCAUUAUUGAACGAUAUGUUUGUCCAUUAUCGAUUACGAUUGUUGGAUUAUUCAAUAAUAUUUUUUUUCAUGUACUCGAAUUCGAAUGUAACCAACCUGAUUGGUGAUUAGUCUGUGAAAAAAAAAGCCUACUGCGUUUUCGUCAGUGCAGGGAAACGUGUUUAUUGUUUUUGUUUGUUUUUACUUUCUUUUUUUUCUCAUUUUGAAGUGAUAUGGAUUUUUUUUUUUCUUUAAUAAGAUGUGGAAUUUACGUUUUUCCCCUUCUCUUUUUUAUUGUGUAAUUUAUUUUAUUUCUUUACUGGUAUGGUUUAAUGAACGCCAUUCUCGUCGUAUUGAAUUAUUAAUGGUAUCUUAUACAUACGUGUCGAUUUCAUCUUUUUUAUAAUUAGCUACUUAAUGUACACGUUUGAAAAUAUCGUCUUUUUUCCCCCCUUCUUUUUAAUAGGUUGUUGUCGCUUUAAAAGACGUAAAGAAAGAAAAAAAAAUACCAUUUGAAAAAAUCUUAUUUAUUAUUUUCUCUCUAUUUUCAUGGGAGUUUUAUUUAUUAUCCGGGAGUUUGCGCGUUCUUCUUUCUUGAUUUUUCUUUUUCACUCCUUCGUGGUGGAAAAAUAGUGUUGCGUGACGAAUAAAAUUAGCGUAUCUAAUACUCGAGGACAUUUUAGAAGUAACCUUAAAACGUAACCGAAUGAUUGUUUUCCUCAAAAGGUAUUGUGAAAAUUUUUAUAAAAGUAUUAUAACCACUGAACAGGUGUUAUGGAAUUUUGUUAUUAGUACAUUUUUGAUGAAACAUGAUUUGAAAAUGGUACGUUUUUUUUUAUGUAAUUCAGCUGCGAUUUUAUUUAUUUAUUUUUUUCUUCGUUUUUUUUUUAACGUAACGAGUACUUAUUAAUUAAAUAUUUUAAAUUAAGAAUGCAUUUAUUUGGUAGUGUGUGUAAUUUAUAAUAGCGAAAUAUCGAAAAAUAUUAUUUUUCAAGCGGUUACAACAAUGUUGUUAAUUAUUUUACUAUUCGCCUAUAUCGGCUAUCCGGUGUCUCAUACAAUAUUUAAAUCAUUUUUCAUGUGUUGUUUAUGAAUUGUUAAUCAGACUACUAUAUCUUAAACGAUUUGAUUUUCUUUUUUUUUAGGUAAUCGAUUGUAAUUAGAAAUUAAAAAGUCGCGCUUUUAAACAGAGAAAAAGAUUGAUAUUUUGUGGGUAAGUUUAGAAAGAAAAAAAAUACACGUUUUUUUUUGAAAAUUAUUACAACCAUUGUAUUGGGUUUCACACUUUGAAAAUUGAAUAAACAUACACACGACACUGCUUUCUUUCGUAAAAAGUACCGAGUAGAAAUCGUUUUGGUAGUUGUUUUAUUUAAUGUUGAAUCCUUUUUUUUUUCAAAGUUCACUUGUGAAAGUGUAUCGUUGAUGAUUUUUUUUUUUUGAAUGUAAUGUGUUGAUAGAAAAAAAAAGUAUUUACAAUGUCCGCAUUAUUAUAAUCUUUUCUCUUCCGUUUUACAUCUUUUUUUCCCCCUCUUUCUUUCGUAAUCUAAUAUACAUAUUAAAAAUAAUAAAACAUGUAAUUCACCAUUUUGAUGUUAUUAUUGUGUAUCCAGUGUUGUUGCCUUUUUCGUUUAUUUUGAAUUUUUAUAAUAAAAUAUUCAAACGAUGGUUAUA
This is a messenger RNA of Planococcus citri (citrus mealybug), 3587 nucleotides long. Its product is annotated as protein LSM14 homolog B-B-like. The transcript has 2 exons. The coding region runs from base 191 to 1726 and encodes 511 amino acids. Gene Ontology annotation, cellular component: P-body. The record is from RefSeq and is a predicted model, not a curated record. Gene Ontology annotation, molecular function: mRNA binding. Gene Ontology annotation, biological process: P-body assembly; cytoplasmic stress granule assembly. Lineage: Eukaryota; Metazoa; Arthropoda; Insecta; Hemiptera; Pseudococcidae.